Messenger RNA from Macrosiphum euphorbiae (potato aphid), 474 nucleotides. The record is from the annotation of a GenBank genome assembly. Lineage: Eukaryota; Metazoa; Arthropoda; Insecta; Hemiptera; Aphididae.
AUGGAGGUGGUAGUACUAGAAAAUAUGAUGCAUAGCCCAAAUAUGUUUGAAGAUAGUCAAUUACAUAAUGUAAAUACAUGCUUUAAAGAAACUGGACAGUUGAAUAAUAAGUUGGUUACAGUUGAGAACAAGAAGAGUGAAGAUGAUGAUGUGAUUAUUCCUCAAAUACCUACAACUAGUUAUCAACACGAUUGGAAUACUUGGUCACCAGGUGCAUUACGUCACCCAAUUUCCAGUAAUUUGCAAACUGGUAAAGCAAAAACCAAGUAUAAUAGUCAACUAAUACAGAAAAGGAGGAAUCAUAAUAAUAGUUUAAAUUUAAAUAAAAAGAAUGAGGUCUAUGAACAACAGUUGGAUUUGGUUAAGAUGGAAAGUGAGAGAACAGCAAUGCGUUUUGAAUGGGAUAAAAUUGAACAUGAGUUACGUGUCAAAGCUUUGGAAUUGGAUAUAGAAAUUAAAAAAAAACAUUAUUGA